Messenger RNA from Erythranthe guttata (spotted monkey flower), 1889 nucleotides. Lineage: Eukaryota; Viridiplantae; Streptophyta; Magnoliopsida; Lamiales; Phrymaceae. The record is from RefSeq and is a predicted model, not a curated record.
UUUGCUAUAUAAUUCUCUAAUAAGCGUUUGGGGGUGAAAAUAGAAUUAGGAAUUAGGGUUUAGCUGCUGUCAAAUUAUUUCAAUCUCCUUCUACUCGAUCGGUGUUGAUAAAUUCCCGUUACAUUUACUUCAAUUUUUAUCUGCGGAUCAUUAGUUUUCCGGUCCUAAUUUGCGCAGGAUUGGUUGCUUGUGUUUGUGCGUUUCUUUCUUCAAUCAGCAAUGAUCUCAUCGGAAAAGAAUUCAUCUUUGUUGCAAUGUCUGGAAAACAGCAAUGUUGAUAAUGAUGACCUGAUAAGUCAACUGCCUGAUGAUAUUCUGAUUUCAAUUAUUUCACAUUUGCCUACAAAGAAUGCAGUUCAAACAAGCCUCUUGUCAAAAAGAUGGAGGAAUCUUCACAGAUUUUCACCUCUAUAUACCAUCGAAUUAGGCUGUUCGUACCUUUUAAAGCACGCGCUUGUAAAUACUCGGCCCGCUAGUAUUAGUAAGCGGCGCAUUGGCCGCCUUUUCGAACAGAACCCUCACAAUUCUGCAUACAACAUUUAUUCACUGGAUAGCUUCUUGAGGCUUCUUCAUUCCAAUUCCAGUUAUAAGAUCCAUUCUUUUCGUUUAGUUUGUUGUUUAGACAAAUCAGUCACUAGUCGAUUCGAGCGGUGUAUUUCUUCUCUAGGAAGAUUGGACUUGGAAAAACUCUUUCUUGAUUUUCGUUGUUCUCCAAGAACCGUGUAUACUAUUAGUGACCUUUCCUUUUCGUGUCACCUAUUUUCUAAAAUGCCAUCGUUGAAAUGUUUCGAAUUGAGCAGGUGUUGUUUGCAGCCAUGCUCGGGAAGCCAAUUUAAUAACAACAACUCCCUCCAAACUAUUGUCCUUAUGAAUGUUACAGUUUAUCCAGGUGCUGUAGAGUGCAUUUUGUCCGAGUGUUUGAGGCUCCACUCGUUGACAAUUGCUGUAUGUGUAGGUCCUCUUAAGUUACGAUUCUGUGGUCCCCAUCUAGAAUUGAAGUAUCUCUAUAUCAGUAGCUGUGCGGGUGCGGAGGAGAUAGAGUUGCAUGCGAGUAAUCUCCUCGUAUUUGAGUUUUGCGGUGAUAGAAUGAUUAACCUUAUAUUCGAUCAUGUCCCGCAGCUGCAGAGUGUAUAUCUUUCUGCAUACUCUAAAAAUAUUGUUCCUUAUGUUUUUGGAAGACUUGCUUUAGACCUGCCACACCUGAAAUCAUUGAAUUUUUCGACAUCAGAAAUAUGGCGUUGUAAUAUUAAGGAUAUGAAGAUUAACAUGCACAGCAACGUUAGGCGAUUGUAUAUCAACAUGCAAGGCCUAUCGAAAAUCGAUCUCCGUUUGCUGACUUCAAUUUUGCAACAUUGUCCCAUUUUACAGGAGUUUCACUUGAAUGUAAAAUUUAAUGGUAGUGGACGGCAAGCGGGAAUGAAGCAAGAAGUAUGCGAAGUAGUAUGCCAUUCGGAGCUGAAGAAAGUCGAAAUAGGUGCAUUUGAGGGGACGGAAUACGAGAUGGAGUUAGCAUUGUACAUACUUAAAAGUGCAAUCAACUUAGAGAAAAUGCACAUAACCAAGAGUUAUAGGCAUUACCAAAUAUUUUACAACGGAUGUAACUGCUCGUGGCACGUGGCGCGUAGCGAUCCGUGGAGCGAAGAGACGGAGGGAAUGAUUCGCAGUAAAUUACAAGGACAAGCUGUUUCCAAGACCGCGCAAGUCAUUAUUCAACACAAACCCACCCAUUUCCAAGAUAAUUAGAAACUAAGAGAAAUAAUUUUAUUUUUUUAUUUUUUUCCUUUUUUUCGUGCUCUCGCAAUUCAGCAUGAUUUAUUGUCUUUAUUUAUUAUUAUCUAGUGUCGAAUAAUAAUCCCCAGAUACAUGUCUAAUGGAAUUCCCUUUUGUUU